AUGCCUCACACGCCUCACUCCACACGCCUCACUCCACACGCCUCACUCCACACGCCUCACUCCACACGCUUCACUCCACACGCCUCACUCCACACGCCUCCCUUCACACGCCUCACUUCACACGCCUCACUCCACACGCCUCACUCCACACGCCUCACUCCACACGCUUCACUCCACACGCCUCACACGCCUCACUUCACAUGCCUCACUCCACACGCCUCACUCCACAUGCCUCACUCCACACGCCUCACUCCACACGCCUCCCUCAGCACGCUUCACUCCACACGCCUCACUCCACACGCCUCACUCCACACGCCUCACUCCACACGCCUCACUCCACACGCCUCCCUCCACACGCUUCACUCCACACGCCUCACUCCGCCGCAUUCACAUGUUGGAUGUCUGUGA
This is a messenger RNA of Knipowitschia caucasica, 408 nucleotides long. Lineage: Eukaryota; Metazoa; Chordata; Actinopteri; Gobiiformes; Gobiidae. The record is from the annotation of a GenBank genome assembly.